GAGCAAUAAAGCUGCCUGUUCCAUUGUUCUCCUAGGAGGAGAGCGUGGCUGUGUUAACUCCCUGUUGGAAGGAGAACUGAAGCAGUUCAGGAAAGAGCAUCAAGCUAUGCAAGUCGGUGUCACUGCAGCCAGCAACAGCUCAAAUGGAAGCACAGAAAGCCUGGAUUCCCCUCUCGGAACCUGCACAGAAACAGUGGCUAUCACUCCAGGGCCAGAGGAAGAGGGAUGGAGAUCCUUUUAUUAUUCAUUUAAGACAGAACAGCUUGCAACCCUGUGGGUCCUUUUUGUCGUAACAGUUGUUGGGAAUGCAAUUGUUUUGCUCUCCAUCUGGAAAAGGAAGAGAAAAUCCAGGAUGACUUUUUUUGUUACUCAACUAGCCAUAACAGAUUGUUUUACAGGCCUUAUAAAUAUAAUGACUGAUAUAAUUUGGCGCUUCACUGGAGAUUUCAUGGCCCCUGAUCUUGUUUGCCGAAUUGUUCGGUAUUUGCAGGUUGUACUUUUGUAUGCCUCAACCUAUGUUUUAGUAUCACUAAGCAUAGACAGAUAUCAUGCCAUUGUCUAUCCAAUGAAAUUCUUUCAAGGAGAAAGGCAGGCAAAAAUUCUCAUUGUCAUUGCCUGGGGCCUCUCUUUCUUGUUUUCAAUUCCCACUCUCAUCAUCUUUGGGAAACGUCAACUAUCCAAUGGAGAAGUACAGUGUUGGGCUGCCUGGCCAGACGACUCUUACUGGAUACCUUACAUGACCACAGUUGCCUUCCUGGUGUAUUUUAUUCCUCUGAUUAUUAUCAGUGUUAUUUACUUCAUUGUGAUUCGAACAAUAUGGAUUAAGAGUAAAGCUCAUGCUGUAAUUGUAUCUAACUGCUCUGAUGGUAAAUUCUGUGCAAGCUUCGCCCACCGAGGUCUUAUAUCAAAAGCAAAAAUCAAGGCUAUCAAAUAUAGUGUCGCAGUUAUUCUUGCAUUUGUGCUCUGCUGGAGUCCUUACUUUCUCUUUGAUAUCCUGGAUAACUUCAGCAUCCUUCCAGAAACACAAGAACGCUUCUAUGCAGCAGUGAUAAUUCAAAACCUGCCAGCUUUAAACAGUGCUGUUAACCCCAUCAUCUACUGUAUUUUCGGUGACACCCUUUGCCAUGCUUUCAGGCAAAGAAGAUCAAGUAAUUUGGGGACUUUCAGAGACAGAACAGAAGGAUUGGAAAUGCAGGUUGUGUCCAAACCAGAAUAUAUUUAGAGAUGAUAUGUGACUACAAAAUCAUAUGGAUUCUAAAGGCAGAAAGC
Candoia aspera is the source of this 1269-nucleotide messenger RNA. It is a transcript of the gene NPSR1, whose product is annotated as neuropeptide S receptor 1. The coding region runs from base 107 to 1222 and encodes 371 amino acids. Gene Ontology annotation, biological process: positive regulation of release of sequestered calcium ion into cytosol; neuropeptide signaling pathway. Lineage: Eukaryota; Metazoa; Chordata; Lepidosauria; Squamata; Candoiidae. Gene Ontology annotation, molecular function: neuropeptide receptor activity. The record is from RefSeq and is a predicted model, not a curated record. Gene Ontology annotation, cellular component: plasma membrane; cytoplasm. The transcript has 9 exons.